This is a messenger RNA of Papaver somniferum (opium poppy), 2028 nucleotides long. RefSeq lists its product as uncharacterized. NCBI's taxonomy places the organism in Eukaryota, Viridiplantae, Streptophyta, Magnoliopsida, Ranunculales, Papaveraceae. The transcript has 2 exons. The coding region runs from base 900 to 1847 and encodes 315 amino acids. The record is from RefSeq and is a predicted model, not a curated record.
CACAUCCAUACCUGACCUGAUCAAGUUUCGAAUCGUCAAGGGAGAUCAGAAUAUAGUACAGGCUAACUCUCUUGGCUUUUCUCCCCAAGUUAUUAUCUCUAAUCUUAAUCUGAUUGUGUUUUUAAGAUACUAGGUGCAUACCCUUGCCGCAGUGCCAUUGUUAGUAGCUCUCGGGAGUUAAUGAUGGUUUUACGUGACUCAAAAAUGUGUAUUGCGCAAUUUCUUUAACUUGUAUUUUGUGGAACUGUUGUAUCGCACCCGAGUUAGAGUUUAUACCAUAAAAGGCUGCUUUCUAAGAGCCGGCUUUGUCAGCUUUAAUGUCUGAUCCCAAUGGUGACCGAGUCAGGUUGCGAAGUAUAUAUGAUUACAUUGUACCAAUGGCAGGUAAAGACGUUUCGUUGGUAGUUGACGACUUGAUAGGGAAACUUGUUGCAGUACCUACGCGUCUUUGGGGAUCGCAAGUAUGCAUCUACAAAGUGCAUGAGAAGUUGCAUGCAGUAAGCAGUCCUAGUGUGUACGUACCAGCGGUUGUAUCAAUUGGACCGAUCCACUACGGAAAUGCAAAGCUAAAGGGAACAGAAGAAGUAAAGUUGUAUUAUAUUAGCGAUGUUCUAACUCAAAGGGGAAAGAAAGAUACAAACUCCGCAACAGCGUUAUUGCGAAAGUGUUUUGAGUCCAUCAAGAAGCUUGAAAAAGAAAUUAGAGAGUGCUACGCAGAACCUAUCCUUCUCGAAAGCAAGGAAUUUAUAGAGAUGAUGGUGGUUGAUGGUUUGUUCAUCGUUGGGCUAUUCCAGAAUUAUAGAGUUGAACCAUUAAGGGAUGAUGAUCCUUUAGCUCAUAAUCCAUGGAAAUCAUAAAAUCUUAUUUGGGAUUUGCUACUCAUUGAAAAUCAAAUUCCUAUGUUUGUUCUCGAAAGCCUAUACAAAUUAACAGCAUCCGAUGAAGAGCAAUCGCUUAAAACCAUUGGUUAUCUUUCUUAUGGUUUCUUCAAAAAUUAUAUCAGCUUCCCAAGAGAUAAAAUUGUUCUCCGUAAAAUGAAAGAAACAGAUCUGCAUGAAGGCGUCCACUAUAAGCAUUUACUGGAUCACUUAUCUAAUACAUUUCAUCCUCUUGUGGAUAACGAAGAUAGCGAGGUCUGUCCACCACUGCGGCGGCUGAUACAUGCUUUACGCGUAACUACCAAGUUCGUAACGGAGCUAUUCUUACCUAAACCAAACACGGUUCAUACAUCAAGAUUGUACAUGCCUAGUGCGAUACAGUUGAAUAUAGCAGGAAUCAAGAUUGUUAAGGGUUCGACGGAAAGUAGUUUCCUUGAUGUCAGCUUCAAAGAUGGAGUUAUGACAAUACCACCUGUUAUAAUCUCUGGCCGCACGGAACCUCUGCUUAGAAAUCUCAUGGCGGCUGAGCAGUUUUCCGACCGGUAUACUAUUUACGUGACUUCUUAUGCUUUAUUCAUGGAUAGGCUCGUAGUCACUGCGAAAGACGUUGAGUUCCUAAGCAGUCGGGGUAUCAUUACAAAUAAUUUAGGUCGCUUUGAAGAAAUCGCUGAUCUCUUUGGUAGGCUUCAUAGAGAGGUAGUUUUAGGAGCACCAUUCUAUUAUCUUGGAACCUUUGAUAGAGUUAACGAAUAUUAUAACGACCGUUGGAACUUUUAUAAAGCUGCUAUUAAACGGAAAUACUUCAUUGAUCCAUGGGUGACUACUACAGAUAUGAGUUUCAGUAAACAAGAAUCAUAUAGACGUCCACCGGUACCAUGGACGGUAUAUCCACCAAGGAGGAAAUUUCCACCAACUUAUAGAGAGACUAGUGAUCAUUUGGAGGAGUUGUUUGAUGAUUUCAUUUCAUAGUGAAAAUUCAUUAUACAUAUACAUGAAAGAAAGAAACUGAAGUUUUCAAGUUCAUCUAUAAACUUUAUGUAAUGUAUUCAUGUUUUCUUUUGGUCAUCAUCUAAACCAAACUAGUCCGUAAUGGGAGAUGAUAUUUGAACCUGUUUUAAUAGCACCUAAUUAAAUGCAUGACAAAGCCUAU